AUGGCUAAUAAUUACGAGCAUCAAAAUAAUAACGACUACAACUAUCCAUCACAUCCUGGAAAUAAUUAUUAUAUCAGAUCCCAGAGGCCCAAUAGAGGUAGAAGAUCAUCUGGUUAUCCUUUCUUCAAUACAUAUACCGAUUCAAGACAACAAGAGCAACAACAACAAGUUUCCACAACGAGGAAUAACAAUGCACCAUUUGACCGUAGCAGUUCUGCAGCAUCUUCACUGAAAGCAAGUGAUGAUGAAUCUAAUGUUUAUGCUGUCAAUCUACUAUUGAAACCAGUUGAACUGGGUAUCAUUGGAGAAAAUAAUCAAAACCAUCAAGUAUUCAACGGUUUAGGUGCAUUCAAUAAUUAUUUUGGCUUAUUAGCCCCAAAUAAAAGUUUGGGAUAUACAUUACCUGACGUUUGGGAUGGUUACUUUCAUAUAACACUUGCUAAAUUUUCGACUAAUAUUAAACCUCAUCAAUUAGAGAAAAAUUUUAGUAACUUUUUUCCUUCUUUAGAAGGUCUACCAUCUAUUCCUGAUGUUGUCUUUCGAGCAUCUACUAUUAAAAAGAUUUCUGGUGCAAACCGUCCUGUAAAGGUACGUGGUAUUGAUUUCUUGGUACUUCCUAUUUAUUCAAGUGUUAAAACAAAAGAAUUUUAUGUAAGAGUUCAGCCACUACUUGCUAAAAUUCAAAAAAAAACUGGAUCAACCGAUUGGAAUGUAACAUUACUGGAUGAUCUUCAUGUAACUAUACGUAAAUAUUCCAAUAUUCAGUUUGAAUUAAACGAAAUUAAAAUAGCAGAGUUCCCACUCGAAUUUCGAUGCUCUCAUCUCGAAGUUAAACAAUCACGGGAUCGAGCAAUAAAAAGAUUCAAAGUAGCAGAAACAAAUAGUUAUAGAUGGUGGACUGGCGUUACUGAAAUCGAUGGUAAAUGUUCAGGUUGUCAAGAAACAACUAUGUUUUAUGCAUGGGAAGGCUUUUGUCUCUUUUGUCAAAAGUAUGAGUCCAUAAUUCCAAUCUGGUCAACAGAUGGCACACAUAUAAAGAACUGCCAGGAAAUAAAGAAUGACGAAAAUGUGAAACAACCUUGGUUGAACUGA
Rotaria socialis is the source of this 1092-nucleotide messenger RNA. NCBI's taxonomy places the organism in Eukaryota, Metazoa, Rotifera, Eurotatoria, Philodinida, Philodinidae. The record is from the annotation of a GenBank genome assembly.